This is a messenger RNA of Cryptotermes secundus, 2031 nucleotides long. RefSeq names its product zinc finger protein 525-like. Gene Ontology annotation, biological process: regulation of cytokine production; negative regulation of transcription by RNA polymerase II; regulation of immune system process. The coding region runs from base 551 to 1573 and encodes 340 amino acids. The transcript is spliced from 4 exons. NCBI's taxonomy places the organism in Eukaryota, Metazoa, Arthropoda, Insecta, Blattodea, Kalotermitidae. The record is from RefSeq and is a predicted model, not a curated record.
AUAAGCGUUUAAGUUGAAGCAGUUCUCGUUAACGGUCUGAACAGUCAUUGAUCCUUUAGAGAGGUAUUUCAGAUAACCAUAAAGUGGCAGCACAUCUGUACAAUACGGCAACAAAUUGCGUUAAGUACGUCAGUAUAGUGGUUAGGUUGUGGGCUGGGCGACCAGGGAAUUUUAGUUCUCUGCCUGGCAGGAGCAUAGAUUUCUCUCUUUUCAGUCGUGUCUGGAUUGAUUCUAAGCUUACGCAGCUUCCAAUCCAGUGGGUAUCUACAGAAAAGCAGCCUGAGCGUGUAGCUGACCCUAUACUGCUGUGGUGACAGGAAGAAACGAGCUUGUUCGCGAACUCGCGAAGAGCUGAACUUCGACCAUAAGGGAAGAACAUGGUGACUGAGGAAUAGGUGAUGGGGGUGACAGCUUGGAGCUAAAACAAAGACUUCCAUGGGAAAAGUCACAGUGAACAUAUGUCCAUAAAUCUAUGCGUGCUGAGCUAUGGGCAAGUUUUGCAUUUGACUGGAUACUUGAAUAGCACUGCAUUGAGCAUUAAGAGAACUUUAUGGAUUUGCUGAAAGCUGAGGCUGGUGCAUGUAGUGAGACAUGUCAAACAUCAUCUCAUGUUGGAAGUGUAAAAGUUGAGGCUGUGACAGAUACACAGGAGGAGGAUCCUCUGCUCAUUAGAUUACCAGAUAUGAACUCUGAACAUGAGAAUGCUUUGAAUGGACGUCAAUCCACGCAUUUUCAAGAGCACCUCUAUUCAUGUGAUGUAUGUAAUAAAUCAUUCAGAUAUCAAAGUAAUCUGAAGGUACAUCAACGCAUACACAUUGGAGAACGUCUGUAUUCCUGUGAUGUGUGUAAUAAAUCAUUCUCUCAACUGAGUCAUCUAGACAGACAUCAGCAUAUACAUAGUGGGGUGUAUCCUUAUUCUUGUGAUUCAUGCGAUAAAUCAUUCCGAGAACAGAGUAACUUGAAAAAACAUCAACGUAUACACAGUGGAGAAAAUCCAUAUAUAUGUGAUGUGUGUAAUAAAUCAUUCUGUGAACGGGGUAAUCUGAAGAAACACCAGCAUGUACAUAAUGGAGAUAACCCAUAUGCGUGUGAUGUAUGUAGUAAAUCAUUCCGGGAACUGAGUAAUCUAAAGAAACAUCAAGGUCUGCAUAGUGGAGAGCGUCCAUAUUCGUGUGAUGUGUGUAGUAAAACAUUCAGAUCUCUAAGUAAUCUGACAACACAUCAGUAUAUACAUAGCGGAGAGCGUCCAUAUUCCUGUGACGUAUGUAAUAAAUCGUUUAGAUUUCCAAGUAAUUUGACAACGCAUCAAAACAUACAUAGUGGGGUGCGUCUAUAUCCCUGUGAUGUGUGUAAUAAAUCAUUCAAUCAAGGGAGUAGUUUGAAGAGACAUAAACGCAUACACAGUGGAGAACGUCCAUAUUCCUGUAAUGUGUGUAAUAAAUCAUUCAGGCAACAGAGUAAUCUAAAAAAACAUCAACGCAUACAUGGUGGGGAUUAUCCAUAUUCAGUUGAUAUGUGUAAUGUAAUCAUUCUAGAGACUGAGACAUGUGGAGAGACAUCUGUUCAUGCAUAAAGCUGUAAUUGAUUCAGUGAGGAUGUUCACAUUUUGCAUUUGCUCAUGGGAAGGAAGCAGUCUCUCCUGAAGUGCUGUGUAUGUUCUCAAAUGUUUUCUGAUGUGGACUUCUUUGAAGUGGAUAUUGUUGCUGAUAUUCCAUCGCAGGAGAACUACCAUUUCCAUUGCAGAAACCUUAUAUGAAACGCUGUCAGCAUAUUCUUCAUUUAUGAACAUGGUAGGGAUUGGCUAUGACUGCACUGCAAUAUGACACAGCCACAUUAGCCUGUGCAAUGGAGAAGCGGGAACUUGAUCAUGUUACAGCACACUCCUUGUGGGGGAUGAAGCGAUGUUUCUGCAAAAGACCCAGAAUUCAUAACUUUUGGAAUAAGGAACUACCUAAGCAGUGGAAGGAGUCUAUUAUUGUACAAAUUUACAAAAAGGGCGAUGAAACUGACUGUAGUAAUUAUUGAGGCAUA